Messenger RNA from Cheilinus undulatus (humphead wrasse), 2412 nucleotides. RefSeq lists its product as uncharacterized. Lineage: Eukaryota; Metazoa; Chordata; Actinopteri; Labriformes; Labridae. The record is from RefSeq and is a predicted model, not a curated record. Gene Ontology annotation, molecular function: transmembrane signaling receptor activity. The coding region runs from base 733 to 2091 and encodes 452 amino acids. Gene Ontology annotation, cellular component: plasma membrane. The transcript has 8 exons.
AUCAUAUGAACUUGUGGGCUAGAUUUAACUGUUCCAUGGGCCGGAUUUGGCCCCCGGGCCUUGAGUUUGACACCCCUGAUCUACACCAUGUGUCAUGUGCUGUUUUGUUGUAUAUAUAUUUCACAUCUCUCUUAUAAUGUCUCUGAGCCUAAAUUUUCUGUUUAUUUUGUCUCUUUCUUCCUUUUGAAUACUUUUUUACAUUCUAUAAAUGACAUAUUUGUAUACAGAUUGUUGUCUCUGCUGUGUUUGUCAUUGGCCUUGGCUUGUCAUGGCUCACAUACCCUCAGUGUUUUUAUCAGCUCCUAAUUCUACAGAAAACCGGGUGGAUCAUUUUUGGUGAUGAUGACUUCAUUUCCUGUAGACAGAACGGGAAAUAAAUAAAAAUAAAACUCAAUUGUUUCUCAGCUUCCUGUUAAAUACAUGAAUAAAUAACGGCUGAUGUGUUUCUUCAUUUCAGGCCUCUUAUUUUAUUUCUCAUCAGUGAGGUAAAUUAACUGCUGUGAGCCUAAACCCUGCUGUAACACAGUUAAAAAGGUUCAUGUAAGGGAGUUUAGCAGUGUAAAGAAGGUUGAAAGAACAGGAUAAGGAGGAGGAGGAGGGUGAUUUUCAUGCUGUCAGUGUUAUCACAGGAAACACAGACGGUUGCAAACACUGCAACACAACCAAAAGGAGGAACUGGUCCGGAGAAGAGUUUUCAUUUCACAGACAGUUUCAGGAUUCAGGAUCGACAGGAUGAGAAUAUUUCUCCUUCUGCUCCUCUCACUGGUGACAGGUGCUGACGCCUCGUCUACAGUGACAGGAUGCCAAGAUGGAUGGAUUGAUUUUACCUGCCAAAAUCCCAAUGGAAACAAGUAUCAAACGAUCAGUGUGAUGAAUCAGUUAGCAUAUAUAGGCCAACUAAAUACUGAAAGUAAUCAGAGGGAAAGCAUAGGCAGAGUGUCCAUGUACCAUGACAAAAAUAAAGAAAAUCUGAGGGUGUUUAUCGAACAGCUUCAACAGGAGGAUGAUGGGGAGUGGAAGUGUAAAUUUGGCAGUAGAAAUUCCCUCGACACCCUGGACCUAAAGGUAGAGACAGAUGAAUCUGAGUGCCAGGUACCGUAUUUCCAAACAGCGUACAAAAAAGCUAAAACCACCAUCACAUGUGAAUACCCCGGAGACAAAAAUGAGUCUGAAGUCCAGAUUUUCUGUAAAGAGAGAGGCUACAUCUGUGAAGAUAUUUUAUCCACAGAAUCUGGGGGGUCAAACGGGUCGUUCAGCCUCAUAGAAACUGAUAAAGGCUUCAAUGUGUUCAUCAGUGACAUCAACUCAGAGCAUGGUGGUGUUUACUGGUGUGGACUGAAGUCUGAAGAGGGACGUUAUCGAGCUGGAGUCAGCAAAAUACAACUAAAGAUUCAGGAUGUUACUGACUUCAAAAAGCGUUCAACAGUCGGGGGAACUUCAGAUUUCAUUUUUAGAUAUUCAGCAGAUGAAUCAGAGAAAUUUGUCUGUAAAGGAGAAGAUCCUUCUCUGUGUCAUCCUCUCAUAAGCACCACAGAUAAAAGAACCCGCAGUCGAAGGUUUACCAUGAGAGUUGAUAAAAACAAAAAUAAAAUCCGGGUAACUCUGACAGCGGUGAAUCUAAACGACACUGGUACGUACUGGUGUGGAGAAAAGAGCACUGAUGGAACAAAGAGCCACACGUUCACUCACAGGAUGCUGCUGACUGUUGUACCAUCAUCACCAUCUUCAUCUCCUGGUCCUACAACUCAGCCGACUCCUGUCCCACCUGAGGAUCAUGGGAAGAGAGGGGGUCUCUUCAUUGUUGGGAUCAUCCGUGUAGCUGUGGUCAUGAUGGUCUUCAUGCUGGCAUCUUUCCUUUUCUACAAACGAUGCUCCAAAUCAAGAAGUACAGGAAACGGCACAGCGGAGCAGAACACCAGAGAGGAUUACUUCUAUGAGGAGAUACAGGAGCGCGUCCCAAAUCCAGACUCACGAUGUGCAGCAAAAACCAUUUACGCCAACAUUAACUGUCCAAAGACCCCUCAGCCUCGCUGCGUUACUCUGCCAUCAGCCUCCAGCAGAGCCCCGGCAGAGCUGGAAGUGAGGGACUGACCCUGAAACCGAGCUCCUCGGCCUGUGAAUAUUCAGCUGUAAAGGCAAACCAAAGUCCAGACGACUCUGCUGUCAGACAUCCAGCCAUACCUUCAGAGGAUCCUCUCUACUCCACCGUCAGCAAGACUCAGUGUGGAUGAAUGAACUCUGAUGACAGUAAAGGUUUUCAGCCCGUUUACUGGACUCUGGUAAAACGUACCAAAUACCAAUGUUAUAUUGUAGCUGCAUUGCUGCUGUGUUUUGGUUCUGUGCCUCUGUGAGUCCUCUGUUGUUUUGUGGAUCUUUGUUUGUUCCCUGUUUCUGUGUGUGUGUGUGUGUGUG